CGACGCGCGGCCUGUCGCAAAUAUAGAAAAACGAAUAGGUAAGUGCACAUGUUGUUUUUCAAAGAUAUUUUGAUGAAUUGUAAUUGUCAUUCAUUCAUUAAAAAUGCUUAAGCGGAGUGCACAAAGAAUGGGGGCGAGGACAUGAGGAAAUGGCCUACAUAAGAAUACCAUUUUAAGAUAAAGAAAAACUGAUCAUGAAUGAGGACGGAAACUCGGUACAACUACGUCAGGUUAAACUGGUCGUGGAAAACGACAGCUCCGAUUCCAACUACCACAGCCAGCCCGGAAGUACUCAGACCAUGGUCCCGGAACCGGAUAUGAAGUUUGGAAAAGACAAUCCCGCAUUUGUUCCGGAUACCGAUGCUGUAGAAAAACGAGAAAACGGUAAGGUGAAGAAAGAUCUCGUUGAAGAAGACGACUUUGAGUCUUCAGAUGAAGAACAUGAAGACGACUCCCAUAAAUACGGCAAUGCGUGGUCACGUGGUAUCAAGCGACUACAAACCGGAAUAUUUGGUGCCUUCAAAAAAUACAAUGAAAUGGUCUGGACCUGCAUAUAUGUGUGUCUCUUGACUCUGUUCAUGGCUUACUUCAUCGCCUCUAUGCUGUAUCGUUUUGGGGACGAAGGCUCGAUUCGGCUCCUUGUUAUGACAAUAUUGCUUGCAAUGUUUAUUACAUACUUUGCGAUGCAUUCCUUUUUUGGCGACAGGAUAACGUUUUAUUAUUACUGGAGCAUGAUUGACCGAGACACGCGCGACAAGAUAGCUCGAUGGUUCCACAUCAUCUGUUGCAUCCUGUUAGCCCUUGGAGCGUUCAUCUACGUCAUCAUAGAGAUAGCACUAAAAACCCCAAGUAACCUCAUCUCUCUGUCUGGGAUGGUGUUCUUUAUUCUGUUAUUUUACAUCUUCUCCUACAAUCCCGCCAGGGUGAAUUGGCGGCCCGUGUUCUGGGGUCUGGCCCUACAGUUCUACUUCGCCUUGGCCAUCCUCCGCUGGGACCCGGGGUACCGCGCCUUCCGGUGGCUGGGGGACAGAGUCUCCGAGUUCCUUGCCUAUACGGACGAGGGGUCAAAGUUCGUGUUCGGGCCUGGGUACGAAGAGCAUUUUUUUGCUUUCAAGGUUCUAACCGUCAUCGUGUUCUUCAGCUCCUUCAUCUCUGUGCUGUACUACCUCGGUGUCAUGCAGUUCCUGAUCCGUAACAUCGCGCGGUUCAUGGCCGCCGUGAUGGGAACGUCACCAGCGGAGUCACUGAACGCCGCCGGAAAUAUCUUCAUUGGUCAGAGUGAGGCGCCUCUUUUGAUCCGCCCCUUCAUUUCUAAGAUGACGAGAUCAGAACUUCACGCCAUCUGUACAGGCGGGUUCGCAACCAUUGCCGGAAGUGUCAUGGCAGCAUACAUAUUAUACAAGGUCCCCGCUAACCAUCUGUUGUCUGCUUCUGUUAUGUCCGCCCCGGCCGCUCUGGCGAUGUCAAAACUAUUUUACCCUGAGACCCGGAAGUCGAGGACCGGAAAAGAAGUGUACAAUCUGGCAUCCGGCCAAGAAAGAAAUAUCAUCGAGGCGGCCUCCAAAGGGGCUUCCCAGUCAAUAUCACUUAUCGCCAACAUUGCUGUUAACCUCAUUGCCUUCAUCGCUCUCAUCGAGUUCCUAAACCAGACCCUAAUCUGGUUCGGAAACCGAAUCGGUCUGGAAAAACCGGGCGAGGAACUUUCAUUCCAGUUUCUCUGUUCGUACGUGUUUUAUCCCGUGGCUUUUCUGAUGGGGGUAGCAGAGGAGGACUGCUUUGAGGUGGCCAAGCUGAUUGGAGACAAAACGUUCAUCAACGAGUUCUACGCAUACACCCGGCUGUCCGUAUACAUCAAAAACAGAGAAAACCUCACGUGGUAUGAGUUGCUCCCAACACAGAAUUCAUCAUUUACGGGAGACUGGCAUUUUUCAGGGAACGAUAUUAUGUAUGAUGAUUUUAACCAUACCUUAGUCGGUGGAGUCCUUCAGGACCGAUCAGUUGUGAUAUCCACCUAUGCCCUGUGUGGUUUCUCCAACAUCAGCUCCAUAGGGAUCAUGCUGGGAGCUUUAGGCGCAAUGGCGCCACGCCGCCAAACGGCGCUCGCACAGGUUGUCGUCAGAGCAAUGAUUGCUGGGAAUGUUGCUUGUUUCAUGACGGCCUGUAUUGCUGGACUUCUAUACGAAUCCAAAUAGAGACUGCCAAAAGCCUGUACAAUGCGUGCAUGUAGAGACUGUCAAAGGCUGCUUAAGCAUGUACCACUCAUGUUAAUUGAAAUUUUAAGACUUUCCGGAAGAGUUUGAAAAAAAAAAUCAUAUGUAGUGUCCUCAUUUAUACGAAAUGAAGUCACUUUCCAACGAUUUAAGUAUCGACAAGACAUCAUCGACUGUCAUUUCUUUGAUGUAACCAAGGGCAUAUUAUUGAAUUUGAACAAUGAAUUCAUUUACUUGUACAUGUAGGCAUAUUACUAACUCUUAUAUAGAGAUGUCAUUUAAAUCAUUGAUGUUUUUUCCGCUUGUUUGAAAGGACCGAGAAGUUUCGAUUGGCCAUAAUUUUUCAGGAAAAAUCAUUUUAAUGACGAUGGAAAGAGGGAGAGGAGUAACGAAUAGACUUUUUACAACCACAUGUACCUCUCCCCUAUCUUUAUUUCAUUGUCAAUGUACUUGUAAAAAUAUUGAUAGUCCCGUCAAACAAAAUCAUGUCGUUAUAUUUUUUCUUUUAUUUGUGUAUUCGGAACGUAGAUAGGUCUGUGUAGUUCAGGGCAUCAUAUUUCGUUUGAGUAUAAUUAUUUAUACUUUUUUUUUAUUUCUGUAUUUGCAGUUUUUUUUUUAUCGAAAGUAUACAAAUUACAUUGUUUAUUUUUAAAUAUUUUUCAUAGAACGGUUUUUAAUUCGGUGCUUAGCUUGGAUAUGGUUAAUUUUUUUUAAGAUCGACAGAUAUCUUGAUUUUGUACUAACUUUUGACAGAACGUAAAAUGACUUGUGAAAAAUGUGUUUUUUUUAAUCAAACAUUGAAAACAAAGUUACGCAAUUACGAUUAGUUUUUAUGAAUUUUUUUAUAUGCAAUAAAUUGUGUUUCAUUGUUAAAUUUGAUGAAUUGAAGAGUUUAUAUUAGUUAUUUUUAGUUGCAUGUACUGUAUAUGUACUGUACAUGUAUAUUUUUUAUAUUAUACCUACAAAGAACAUGUAAAAUGAAUAUAUUUUUUUAAAUUUUAUGAAAUAAAGAUAAUAAAAACA
Messenger RNA from Magallana angulata, 3233 nucleotides. RefSeq names its product solute carrier family 28 member 3-like. Lineage: Eukaryota; Metazoa; Mollusca; Bivalvia; Ostreida; Ostreidae. Gene Ontology annotation, cellular component: membrane. Gene Ontology annotation, molecular function: nucleoside:sodium symporter activity. Gene Ontology annotation, biological process: nucleoside transmembrane transport. The record is from RefSeq and is a predicted model, not a curated record. Bases 195 to 2192 code for a protein of 665 amino acids. The transcript has 12 exons.